Molecule: messenger RNA, 435 nt
Organism: Bicyclus anynana (squinting bush brown)
Lineage: Eukaryota; Metazoa; Arthropoda; Insecta; Lepidoptera; Nymphalidae
Exons: 1
Coding region: 1-435 (144 amino acids)
Source: RefSeq, a predicted model, not a curated record
AUGGUGUUCCGUGCAGGCAGAGGUCCAGAGAGGAUCCCUGGGGUGUUCCUUGAAGGAAAUUUACUUGAAAGGGUUGAGCGGUUCAGAUAUCUCGGACACGUUGUGACUGAGGAUCUCAAUGACAAUGAAGAUAUAGAGAGGGAGCGACGUGCUCUGUCUGUCAGAUGCAACAUGCUCGCACGUCGGUUUGCAAAGUGCAGCGAACAGGUCAAAGUGACAUUGUUUAGAGCAUACUGUCUAUGCUUCUACUCAUGUCAACUUUGGACCAAGUACACCAGACGCGCAAUCAACAACAUCAGGGUACAAUACAAUGAUGUGUAUCGUAUCCUGAUGAAGUUGCCGCGGUACUGCAGCGCGUCGGGCAUGUUCGCGGUGGCCAGAGUACCGGACUUCUUACGCAAAUUUUUGGUACCGUUUGCGAUCAUCGAAAAAUGA